This is a messenger RNA of Glossina fuscipes, 4657 nucleotides long. RefSeq names its product mushroom body large-type Kenyon cell-specific protein 1 (gene Eip93F). The record is from RefSeq and is a predicted model, not a curated record. Gene Ontology annotation, cellular component: nucleus. Gene Ontology annotation, molecular function: DNA binding. The transcript is spliced from 7 exons. NCBI's taxonomy places the organism in Eukaryota, Metazoa, Arthropoda, Insecta, Diptera, Glossinidae. Bases 474 to 4394 code for a protein of 1306 amino acids. Gene Ontology annotation, biological process: regulation of transcription by RNA polymerase II.
UAUAUAUAUAUAUAUAUAACGCAUAAUAUAUACACACACAUUAACCAACGCACACAAACGUAUCACUCACUACUACUUUUGCAACAACAAUAACAACAACUACUACUACUACUACCACCAUCAUUACCGCAACCGCUCUUGUAUAUAUAUAUAUACAUAUAUGUGCGUGCGUGUGGAUGAAAAUAAAAAAGAAAAUAAAUAAACCCUUACACCAACACAGCAAACUCUUACUCUAACAAACGUCGAUUUGAAGUGUGUGUGUGUGUGUGUGUGUGAGGGGCAAAAGAGUGUCGCUAUUUCGUGUAUAUAUAUUUGAAACCUCAUUCAAGCAUCAGCAGUGAUACGUGUAUGCGUAAAGUCUUUAAUAUUUACGCAUAAUAUUUUCAACACAACAACAACAACAAUAAUAAUAAUUAUCAAGUAUAUGCGUAUGUUUCAUCAAAAUCGUUGCGGAAAUAAUAAAAUAUGAUGCUAUGCACAUCAGCGCCUAUGAAGCAUGCUUAGAGCGUAUCGCUGAAGAGUUAAUGGGGCUUAGGAAAUGGAAGCAAUACCAAGAGACAUUAAUGCGAAGCUAUUUGAAUUCAGAACAAUUUGUUGCAAUAAUCGACGACAACGCAAUCAUACAGAAGAAAGACCUGGAUAAAUUGGCAGAUACAGAAGACAACAACCACCGCGAACAAAAAGAUAGAAAGACCGAAAACCGUUUUAUUGAAUCCAGUAAUUAUCCACAACAACAACAACAACAACAAGCAUCACAAAAUCUUACACAAAUAAAUUGUGUAGAAAAUAAUUCAUCAUUCACCGAAUCACUAGCCAAUAACAAUAACAAUAACAUCACACCGAAUACCCUUAAAGCAAAUAUUGAUUUAGAAUUGCCGGUGAGUCCAUCACAACCGCAAUCGCCAGCAUCACAAACGCAUAUUGAACCUGAACCCAUCGAUUGGAAACCGAAUGAUAAGUGUUAUUUUUGCAUUAACGGUAAAUUACUCACAGUGAACGCCAAGGGUGAAUUGGUGGCCGAAUCCGGCCCAACCGGGUCAGAAACGGACCACAUGCAAAGACUUGAUUGCGAUACGGAUUCUAAUGAAUCGUCCACACUAACGGCCAACGUAAACAAUUUACCCUUUACGGGUGGCCCUCUAACCGAAAGUAAUCGCAUAACACUGAAUAAGCUUUUAACGCCGCAUCUGAAAACAAUGACCUCAAUGGAUUCGAUGGCGGUACGUUUAGCUGCCAUUCAAUCAAUAUCGGGGCAAUUACUUCCAAAUUUUAAUUGGAUGGGUCAACAGCAGCAAUCAUCAACACAAGUAACGCAGCAACAGCAACAACAACAACAGCAGCAACAACAACAACAGCAACAACAACAACAACAGCAAACACAACCGCAACAAAAUGUUUCGGUUACACCAACUACCUCAGAUACAUUAGCGGCCGCUAUAAGUCCCACGCUAAAGGAAUCGCCGAAUUCCAGUGAUGCAACCGGUGAACAACCUUUAGAUUUAAGUUCCAAACCAUCUCCAAAUUCAUCGCUUAUUGGUGAUUUAAAGAGUGUGAGAAUUAGAUCGGCGCGCUCUACACCCGUUCCUUCAACACGUCGCAUCUAUAGCGAGGACGAUUUGAAUAAUGCGUUGCAUGAAAUUCUUAGUGGUAGACUGGGGACACGUAAAGCGGCCGUGCAAUAUAAUGUACCGCGUUCAACGUUACGCAACAAAAUCUAUAAGCUAACAAUGGAGGCAAGACGUAAUAAUGAGCAAACACCCCCGGAAUUAUUACAAUUACAGCAGGAACUAGAAAAAGAUUUGUCGGGCGAUGAAGACGAGAUUAGUAACUCAUCUACGCCACAAACUGAAGAGCUUGCCACCCGUAUUGCCACACCAGUUAUGUUAAGGAAGCUUCAAUGUUCCAGUAACGUAGAUAACGAUUUAGGAGGCAAUUCAGACGAACCGCGUCGUACGCAUAUUUCACCGAAACCAGCACAUCUAGAUUCCUCAAAACCGCAAACAAGUGAUAUUCUGCCCGAACCAUCACCGCAACCGCCACAGAUACCAGCGAUUGAUACAAAUACCAGCGCCCUACUAUUACAAACGCUGCUCCUAUCCGAUAAAAAUUUACGCGAUCUCUUCAGUGCAUUGCUAUUAAAUUCAACCAUUAAUCUAAAGGAUAUUCUACUGGGGGCCACAACAGCUGCUGCUAAUAAUUCAGCAGCGUCAAGUGAAAACAAUAAUUUGAGCAGCAGCAGCAGUAGCCACGCUGCAAAUACACCCGACUAUCGACCACUUUUGCAAUUGCUACUGCAACAACAGCAACAGCAACAAGUACAGCAACAGCAGCAACAAGCCAAUACAUUACAAACGCAAUACGGUGUUAAUCGUUGCGUACCAAAGUCUGAAACACCCGAAACCAGUUCGUCUCUGGAUCCUAAUGAAAUCUGUGAUGAUCCAUCGGCGAUACUAAAAAUUCCGUCCUACACUCCAGUGGCAGGUACCUCAUCGACUUUGGGAGCAAGUAGCUCUCGUGGUUCAGUUUCGCCGGCUUUGCUUUGCAAUAACAGCAAUAGCAAUUCAAAUACUAAUCGCAACGGCGACAGCCCUGGACCGUUGUUACUGGCUGCUGCUGUCAAUGCUGCCAAAAAUCAAUUGAGCAGCAACAGCCUUUCCGUUACACCGCCUCUACUACACUCAGGAGUGGAAUCUCAGUCGCCGCAAUCGCUUAGAAUGUGCGAUGUCAUAGCGAAUAGCAUACAUCGCACAAUGAAUGAACAAGCGAACAAAGAUGUUCAUGCUGCCGCUGUGUCUAUGUUGGGACUAGGGCCAGAUAGCGAACGUCAAAGUGUCUCCGAUUAUAAAAAGCCGACGAUAUCGGUAGUGAAAAAUAUAGGUGGCACGGAUACAUCACGUUUCGGAUCAGCUCCUAAUCUAUUGGCCGCUGCAGCAGCAGCAGGUCACAAUUCCCAUCACCAUCAUCAACCGCCGCCACAUCUGCAGCAUGGUCAUCAUACAGCUGCUCAUCAUCUUAGCCGGCAAGAAGCCGCUGCACUAGCAGCGGGCAAAGGUACUCGGCCGAAACGUGGAAAAUAUCGCAAUUACGAUCGCGAUAGUCUGGUAGAAGCGGUAAAGGCGGUGCAACGAGGUGAGAUGUCCGUUCAUAGGGCGGGAAGUUAUUACGGUGUACCACAUUCUACGCUUGAAUAUAAAGUGAAAGAGCGUCAUUUAAUGCGACCUCGAAAACGAGAACCUAAGCCGCAGCCUGGCUUAGAUGGCACCAGCAGUAGCAGUAGCACGAAAACUAAUACUAACAUUCCAACAGGAUUAAAUAGUCUCGAUAAAUUGAAAGCAGGAAAUAGCGGCAAUGCCAAUGUAAAGCUGAGUGGAGCUAUGAAAAGCAAUGGUACGCCUGGUACAUCUGUUUUUUCUAGUAAUACUGGUAACGGUAUGAAAUUGCCUAUAUUUGAUCCCGCACUUGCCCAUCUAUCAUAUGCCCCGCAUCUGUUUUGGCAACAUCCUCAAGCAGCGGCAUUUAGCCAGUUACAAAUGGACUUUAACCGCAAUUCAACAGUAGCACCUAGCAGCAGUUCACCCACAGACAGCAGUAGUAAUAUACUCAAGACCCAUAUGCAUCGUUAUCAGGAUACAGCUAACGCUGUCGGAAAUGUUCCUGUUGGUGGUGCGGGUGUGGGCAACACCACCACAAACUCCUCAAAUGCACCCAGUCCUAUUGCUAGCCCAUUAUCAGGGCAAGACAUUAACAGAGCACGCGAACUAUAUGAAAGCAGUGCGGCCAAUGGAGCAUCUUUCCUGGAUGGUAUAAUACGCAAAACACUUGAUCGGAAAAGUGGCGAUAUUACAACACCGCCAGGAAGCGCAAGUGGAGUUUUACUAGAUCAGUUACUAAUGAAAAAGACGCCCAUGCCCUUUACAAAUAAUCGUGGCAAUGAGUACAAUAACAUCUCGCCCUCUGGCUCAGGUCCUAUUAAACGAUCAGGUAGUUCACUGUCGUUAACGGCGACAAAUAUUAAGCGAGAACGUACCUCACCUCACAGCGGCAGUGAAGACGAUGAUACCUCUCAAAGCGGUAACGAUGAAAGCUAUGAGACUAAUAACAACAACAAUAAUAAAAGUAUAAAAGCAGCGCUAGAAAAUCAACGCAGUCGCUUAGGCUCACGAGAUUCAGCUUCUGAAACCGAUACUAGCAGUUUGAAAAGUGAAAUACAGCACAACAAUAGUGGCCAUCAUCUGCUUAAUAGUAGCAGUAAUAGUAAAUUGCCUGAUUUGAACGGAGGCAGUACGAUAGCCGUUAAAACCGAAAUACCUGCACUCGAAACCGGCACUUCGAUACUACAAGAGAAACUCUCGCAAAUCAAAGCCGAACAAGCCGAAGCCGAUGAGAAUUUAUAGAAACAAAUGCAAUACGGCAAUAUGACAUAUGCCGGCCAUUCGACCUGGUACGAACAUCAAUGGUACGGGCUAAGCAGUAGUGAAACUUUAGCAAAUAACUAUUACGGCUACUGAAGGCUGAAGAAGAGUGCUGAAAUAUCUUUAAAGCUAAAGGCACACAUAACCUAAUAGAGAGAAUUAGUGAAAAUAAGAUAAAUGAGAUGAGAAAUUGUGUAGGUUUUUAAGAAAAACCGAAAACGGAAUUAGUCAAAAAAAAAAAAAAA